Populus euphratica (Euphrates poplar) is the source of this 1091-nucleotide messenger RNA. It is a transcript of the gene XERICO, whose product is annotated as RING/U-box superfamily protein. NCBI's taxonomy places the organism in Eukaryota, Viridiplantae, Streptophyta, Magnoliopsida, Malpighiales, Salicaceae. The transcript is spliced from 4 exons. The coding region runs from base 419 to 880 and encodes 153 amino acids. The record is from RefSeq and is a predicted model, not a curated record.
CAUGAAUAUGUCAUGUUUCUAGGCUGUUCGCAUGUUCCUGAUGCUUAUAUGUUUCUUUGCAUAGAGACCAAGACGGGAACUUCAAAGCUUCCCUAGAGUCCAAUCUAAUCUCUCCAUUAAACUAAUUUGCACUUGAGCAUGGUUUAUACUCUAUGUCACUUUUGUCGGCUCCUUUUACAGGAUUUUGCUACUCAUCACUUCAUCAUAGUCAAAAACCCUGUUUAUAUGCCCCAAGAUCAAGCAAAGAAGGAAUCAUCCGGUUUUCUCCAUUUGCUUCAACUGUGAUUUAUAUAAGCAUCCCCCCAUUGGCUUCCAUAACUUCCAUUUGAGCACACUGUGAAUCAAGAGUCUCUUGUUAGCUUGAGCUUUGCGGAAUCACUGCAAAAAAAAAAAAAAAAACAAGUCCCGCGAAAUUUCAAUGGGUCUAUCAAGUCUGCCAGCUCCAUCUGAAGGAGUACUAUGUGUGAUUUUAGUAAACACUGCCUUGUCAAUUUCCAUUGUCAAAGGGAUAGUCCGUUCAAUCCUUCACAUUGUUGGCAUCCGUUUGUCACCAUCUGCUUCGCUCCCAUCGUCAGAUAAUGCCGAAGACUCCAGAGAGUCGUAUGAAUUUCGUUCAAGUCCCCCAGAGAAUUACAUUGAGGAGUUCCGAAGCAGGAUGCCAUCAAUCCGAUUCAACACGGUGUGCAGCUGUAAACAGCCUGAACAUGACUGCUCGGUUUGCUUGACCCAAUUUGAGCCAGAAUCGGAGAUAAAUAGUCUGUCGUGUGGUCAUAUCUUUCAUAAAAUGUGCUUGGAGAAGUGGUUGGACUAUUGGAACAUUACAUGCCCUCUUUGCAGGACUCCUUUGCUGCCUGAAGAGGAUGCAUCUUGCUUUUGGUGAGCGCAUACUACCAUGAAUGCAUUGUCAGAGGAAUUCUCUUUGUACAGCGUGUACAUGUAUAUACGUGAGUGCUUCGGGCAGGGCAUGGUGGUGUAUACGUUGUGCUUGAGAUCAAGCAUGAUGUGCUGAUGGGUCCUUGAGAGACCAAAAAUUUUAUUGUACAUAUUGUGAAGAAGUGAUGUUUAACCUAUCUAUCUUGCUUUGAUCUCCA